AUGUGGUCAUUCUUUUUUGUAUGCAGAACACUGAUGCACAGUGACUCGACAGAACAAAACUUUGUCCAAGUGCCUCUGAAGCUUUUUCCAAAUCACAUGACGUUGGAUAUCUGGGUAGAUGGACACAAUGCAUUGGGAACCGUGACAUCAGACAUUUUAUCAGAUAAUGCAAACUGUUUUGUGAAGGUAAAGCCCCCGAAGAAUGUUACUGUGAUUUCAGAAGAUGUCUUACCGUUUUCACUUCUCCUGAACUGGGAUCUGCCUAUUGGUAGAGAAUAUGUGAGACUAAAACCUCAAAUCAGAUUCUGCGAAAAAGGAUCUCAUGUUUGGAUUUAUGUACCACACGAGGACACCGAUACAGACAGGCAAUCCUUCAGACUUCAAAAUCUUCGUCCAGAUACAGAGUAUAUCAUUCAAGUUAGCUGCAGGUUUGCCGGAAAGUGUCACAGGGCCUUGUGGAGCGACUGGAGCUCUAACACUACCAAGCGUACACCCGAGGCCAAACCAGAAGGAAAACCGGACCUGUGGAGAAUCAUCGCUGAAGGUGACAGCAGCGGCGAACAACAAGUGCAGAUUAUUUGUAAGGAUCCUGUGGCUGCAAAUGGAAGGAUAACAAGCUUCAACUUAAGACUGACAAGUCUUGAGGAAAAGCUGAAGAACACAAGUCUGAAUUGGGAGCAUUUUCCUGUCAAUGGCGGAGAGGCAGAUCUUAUUGACCAUAAGAGGAAAAUCACACACCUGAAAACGCUUUACGUGGCUGAUAAGAAAAUUGUUAAAGUGGAACUGACUGCCAACAACUCGGUGGGAGGGUCUGCUGUUGCCACACUGGUUGUCACUGGCCGCAAUCAUGAUUUGGAAAGUGUGGAUAGCUUGAAGGUCACGUCCGAUGGAGGACAGAUUUUCCUUAACUGGAAACGUCCGGAAAGCCGAAGACUGUCGGGGUAUGUAGUGGAGUGGGCUGGCAGUGACAGGCUCGACUGGCAGCGAGAAAGUAAAAACAUAACCCACACUGCCAUCAGAGGCCCUUUGGAGCCUUUUGUUUGCUACAACAUUUCGGUGUAUCCCAUAUAUGGCUUCAGGACAGGGCGGCCUGUGAUGGUACAAGCUUAUCUGGAGCAAGGAGUUCCACUGGAAGGUUCUGCUGUGGAAAUGAACGGCCAGAUUGGCCGUAAUGAGGCCCACCUGGUGUGGACCGAGAUUCCUCCAGAGAAGCGUCGAGGCUUCAUCACAAACUACACUGUUAUCUACUCAACUGAAAGUGGAAGUGAAAUCCACAAUGUAACCGUCCCAGGGAACGUGACCUCGUACACGCUGAAAUCCCUGGUUGGGAACACAAAGUACAACGUCAAGAUCAGGGCGUCAAACGUCAAAGGCUCGGUCGAAAUUGUCAACUAUUCCUUCACCACAUUGAAAUACGCACCGAGGGAGAUAGAGAUCACCGUAGUCGCUGUGACCCUCAGCUUCCUCUUCUUUGUUCUACUCAUCAUGCUGCUGUGUUUUUACAAGAGAGAAGAGAUAACAAAAAACUUUUGGCCACAAAUUCCAGACCCAGGAAUGAGCACUAUUCGUGGCUGGACUCCUGAAUAUCCAUCAAAGUCUGAGACACCAAAGGAAACGUGCCUGUCGGGCUUCAGCGUGGUUGACGUGGAAGUGUGUGACGUCAAGUCUGUGUUGGACGAGGACAAAAGCAGUCUUCCCCUAAAGAAAGACAAGUAUCUGUCUGAGGAGCACAGCAGUGGCAUCGGCGGCUCCUCCUGCAUGUCGUCUCCACGCCAGAGUGUGUCCGACAGCGAUGAGGGUGGUGACAUGGCCGACACCACAGCCAGCACCGUCCAGUACUCCUCUGUAGUUGCCUCCAAUGGUUACAAGGGCCAGACCCCAGGCUCCCAGGCACAGCAGGUCUUGUUCUCGCGGUCCGAGUCCACACAGCCCCUGCUGGACUGCGAAGACAAUGCAGACAUAUUGUCACAGGACGGCAUCAGACAGUCUCAGCGUGUCAUCCAUGAGUCAGGUAACCAAGAUGGGAGCAACCUGGACCUGCUAGUUCCUCAUCAGCUCCUGGAGCCUCUGGACUUCUGUCCACUUCAGGAAGACCUUGAGAUGACAACAGCAGGGGGUGACCAGUCUGCAGAAACCUCAAGCUACAUGCCUCAGAAGGGAGGUUACAGGCCGCACUUGUAAGGCUCGACGAGUUCCGUGCGGGUGAAUAGAACUUUUAUGUCAAGUCAUUAAGGCUGCGAGGGCAAAGUCUUCCCAACUGUCAAGUUUGGGAACAUGACUGUGCACUCACGUUGAUUCACCCACUGUUAUCAUAUUUACGUGUAGUAGUCCCAAACAAGCCUGAUAUACCGAUGAUCUCUGUGUCGUUUCAAAAUGUUGCCGAAAUACAGUCUCAAAAGUUGAACCUUGUCUAGCUGGAGCAAUGCCUUACUGAAAAGUAGACUGACCUCGGUUCUUUAAAAUAAUUUUAUGUCCCUACUUUGUUUAUAGUUAACACAGUCAUUUCAGCAACGUUCCAGCUGUGUGAGGAUUCUGGUUACAUUUCUGUUCUGAUGUCAUUUGUUUACAUGUAUGUCAUUCUCAUUUCUCUGAGAGUUUCCUAUGUGACUCCUCGAGUUUGGACACUAACCUGCAUGUUUUUUGAAAGUGAAGGAGAAAGAGCUCCUGUGUGGUUUCAGUACAAUUUUCACUCUCAUUUCCUCAUGCUGAUUCACUGUUAAAUGUAAAGCAUUUUUUGGUGGAGAGCCGUGAUCGGGUUUCCGCCAGUAUUUUUUGAGCGAGUGGCAGAACCCCUGCCACCAUCAUCACGUCCACACUAGCUGGUCCUAAACAGGCUCUUAGCUAGAAAAGAACAGAAUGUAGCAGAGUCUUUUUCAUGUAUGAAUGUGAAAUUGUGUUGCUCUCCUCAGAAAGAGCUGAAAGUCAAAGCUCUUGAUUGUUUCCACAACAUUUACCCAGUCUGCAGGAAUUAUGGACUUCAUAUGCUACACUGCCUGGCCAAAAAAAAAGUUGCAUCCUGGAUCUGGGGUUGCUGCAGUUGGUCAGGUCUAGGUUCAGCAACAUUAUGUGCUCAAAGAAUGAGGUCAGCUGACUACCUGAAUAUACUGAACGACCAGGUUAUUCCACCAAUGGAUUAUUUCUUCCCUGAUGGCACGGACAUAUUCCAAGAUGACAAUGCCAGGAUUCAUCGGGCUCAAAUUGUGAAAGACUGGUUUAGGAAGCAUGAGACAUCAUUUUCACACAUGGAUUGGCCACCACAGAGUCCAGACCUUAACCCCAUUGAGAAUCUUUGGGAUGUGCUGGAGAAGUAUGUAUCACCCUUUUUUUGGUGGCGACUUUUUUUUUGGCCAGGCAGUGUAUAUAAAACUGUCUUAAUGGGGUGGUCUCAUAAAUUCUUCAUUGUCUCAACUUGGUUCUCUUAGCUUAGUUAAACUAAAUUAACUGAGUUACGAUCCUGUUAUCUGGAAAUGUUGGUCAUACACACACCGUCACCUGACACAACACUGACAUGUACAUACUGCCAAUGUGCUCACAUGCAUGCAUCUUGUUUCGUGCCUUUAAGCUGAAGGAGAAAGGGAGAAAGUGAUGCAUCACUUCUAUUGAUGUUGCUGAACUGACGACUGAGUCACUUUAUUUGUUUUCUCUAUUACUGCAAUGUACACCUUUUAUGUUGGCCAUCCCAAAUGUUGGUCUGAGGAACGUUCUUUUCUGUCGGUAAUGUCAAAACAAAACUGAAUCUACAUCAUGCUAAGCUAUUUGUGGUGUGACAUCUGCUGCCGCUGGCUGGUAUCUGACGUUCUGCGGACAUAAGCUGGGCGUUCGUCACAAAUGCAGCUUUGAGGAGGAUGUGGGAUGCCACCGGACUUUAGUUGAUGGGUGAUCAACUGAGAGUUUGUCUUCCUUGAGAAAGAAAAUCUGUCCCUGUAGGGAAACCUGAGUUUGCCUGCAGAGUCUGAUCGGAAAAAAUGUUGAGGAAGUGUUUGUCAUGUAUCUGAUCACUUGACAGUGGUGUCUGAUAGAACGUUGUAAAUAACAUGAGUCAUUCAAUAAAUGCUUUUAUCAUCAGUAUUGCUG
This is a messenger RNA of Synchiropus splendidus (mandarinfish), 4074 nucleotides long. RefSeq names its product interleukin 6 cytokine family signal transduce (gene il6st). Gene Ontology annotation, cellular component: external side of plasma membrane; membrane; signaling receptor complex. The record is from RefSeq and is a predicted model, not a curated record. The transcript has 12 exons. NCBI's taxonomy places the organism in Eukaryota, Metazoa, Chordata, Actinopteri, Syngnathiformes, Callionymidae. Gene Ontology annotation, biological process: cytokine-mediated signaling pathway. Gene Ontology annotation, molecular function: cytokine binding; cytokine receptor activity. Bases 1 to 2181 code for a protein of 726 amino acids.